This is a messenger RNA of Serendipita indica DSM 11827, 4575 nucleotides long. The record is from the annotation of a GenBank genome assembly. NCBI's taxonomy places the organism in Eukaryota, Fungi, Basidiomycota, Agaricomycetes, Sebacinales, Serendipitaceae.
AUGUCCGCCCCAAACUCAGUCAGUCUCAAGGUAUACGACGGUAUCGGCGUCGGUCUCGAUGUAGUGGCCAAUAUAGCUGAGGCAUCAGAUAUCCUCGCACCUCUAAAGGCAGCUUGUCGAACAGCAAGAACCAUUUUAGGAGUCGUACAGGCGAUGGAGAACAACAAAGAGGAAUGGACCAAUCUAACACUACGCCUCAAGGAUUACAUGAUUUCGCUCGAGAAACGAGUCGCUUGUCUUGAUAAAUGCCCUCCAGAGGACAGAGCUGCCGACGAGAAGCUCAUCCAGCCGCUCACUCAUUAUGUCGAAUUCCUGGAAACUAUGCAUGAUAGGGUCGUCGACCUAAGGGCGAAACAUAGCGGCAGCAAAGUCGGCUUCUUUAAAAGGAUUCGCGAUGUAAAGGCUGAUGCGGAGGAGAUUCGGAAGCUUAAUCGAGAUAUUGAAGAUAAGCAUAGCCAGUUUAUGGAGGCAUUGGAACAUUUGACCGCGUUGAGUGUUCAGGUUAUAAUGCGAGAUACUAAGGUCACCAAAUCCAACGUGGAGAUCAACAAGACAAACAUGGAGGUCACUAAAGCCGCUGUAGAGACGACUAAAGCCAAUGUAGAAACGAUCUUGACAGAUGUGGACGCCUCUGCAAUACUCCAGCUACCAACAGUAGCGUUUGUCGCUUCCUCCAUCCACAAUACCUGUAUGAAAGGAACGCGUGAGGCUGUCCUUGAGACGAUCCAGCGUUGGGCGGAGGAUGAUACGUCGGAUAAGGCGAUAUUUUGGCUCUGUGACAUAGCCGGCUCAGGCAAAUCCACUGUUGCAAUGUCCGCAGUGGAAUCAUGGCGGAAGGAGGGAAUACUGGGGGGCCGAUUCUUCUUUUCAAUCGCAAGCAAUGAGGGGUCGACUACCGACAAGUUCUGUCCCACCAUAGCGAGGGACCUCGUCGACUAUAUUCCGGAGCUCGCACCACACGUUGCUAGAGCGGUGAAGAGGCACCCUGCCUUAAUGCGAAACUCUCUUGAUGAGCAGUUCCAGAUGCUCAUUACUGAUCAUCUCCAUUAUCGGCGUGGGCGUGUAGUCCUCGUUAUCGACGCUGUUGAUGAAUGCAAGUCUGGCUCACAGCGAAAGGAGCUUGUAGAGACCCUUGCUAAAGCUGUUCGAGGAAGCAAAACCCUAAAGAUAUUCAUGACAAGUCGACCGGACCCUGUCAUCCAUGCCGUCUUGGGGUCGCUCUCGAUCAAAUGCAAGCUAGAGGACCGCCUUCACAAUGUCAACCGUCAUGAUAACUUCGAUGACAUCGCGGUCUAUGUACAUCAGUCACUAGAUGGAAUACUGUCUGAGGAGCAGAGGCAGAGACUGAUCGAAAAGGCCAACGGGUUGUUCAUUUGGGCAAGCACUGCAUGUCGAAUGCUCAAUAGCGAGACCAGCUUGACCCCUUCUCAGAUCACGUACAGUCGUCUGAUCUCCAUUAACCAGGCCGGGGCCAUCGACGAUCUUUAUAGCCUUAUCUUCAAGCGCACAGACCCUGAACACUACGUGGUCAUGUAUAAGAUGCUCGCGCUGCUACUUGCAGCAUUUGAACCGCUCACUAGCGAUGAUCUGGACGAUAUACUCAAGCAUGCUGGAGUACCGGGGAGUGCCAAGUCGUUGGUACGGACUCUUGGGAGUGUGCUUACAGAGGAUGCAACCACAAAUCUGAUUCAGUUUCGUCAUCCCACUCUCGUCGAGUACCUUCGACGCUGCUCCAUCGCCCCAGUAGUCGAUGAUCCCGGCAAGAUAUAUAUCAAUAUCACCGAUGCACAUGGUCAAGCCUCAUCGUGGUGUUUCAAAUGCCUCCAGUCGCGGACUGAAGGUCUCAAGUUUAACAUAUGUCAAAUAGAGUCAUCAUUCCUCCUAAAUAGGGAAAUCUCGGACCUAGACACCAGAAUAUUAAAGUUCAUCCCAAGGAAACUUCGAUAUGCUAGCUCUUAUUGGCUAUUUCAUGCUGCGGAAACGGACGACAACUGGCGAUCCACGCUCAAGAAUGAACUUCAACUCAUUAUCCAAGUUCCGUAUGUGUUCCACUGGAUUGAGAUCCUCAGUUUCACCGGAGGGGUGACACGAGCGAUCUCCGGUCUUCGAGCCAUUGCGCGUCACAUAGAAGUUGAAGAGGAAACUAGAAGCCGGAUAGACGAGCUCCGACGGUUUCUAAUAGCUUUUUCGGUGCCUAUCCAGGAUAGCGCUCCACAUAUUUACAUUUCAGCACUUCCAUUUACUCCUACCAAGUCCAGAAUGCAUAUUGAGGGCUUAAGGAAGUAUAAUAAUACUCUUAUUGUGAUUCGAGGACUUGAUGAUCUGUAUCCUGGGCUCCCCAGAACCCUUCGAGGUCACGGGCGCUCGGUCUACACUGUCGCAUUCUCGCCAGAUGGUUCACGAAUUGCCUCUGGCUCGGAGGAUAACACGAUUCGACUAUGGGAUGCAUACACUGGUCAACCAUUGGGAGAGCCACUUCGCGGUCACGAACGCGCAGUCUACGCUGUCGCAUUCUCUCCCGAUGGCUCACAAUUCGCGUCAGUAUCGUAUGACAGAACUAUUCGACUAUGGGAUGCAUACACUGGCCAACCAUUAGGAGAACCACUUCGCGGUCACGAACGCGCGGUCUACGCUGUCGGAUUCUCGCCGGACGGCUCACGAAUCAUAUCCGGGUCGUUCGACACUACAAUUCGAAUCUGGGAUGUAGGAACCGGCCGGCCUUUGGGGGAACCACUGCGGGGUCACAAACACUCAGUCUUGGCUGUCGUAUUCUCACCAGACGGUUCACGAAUCAUUUCCGGUUCAUAUGACAGGACAAUUCGAUUGUGGGACGUACAGAGUGGUCGGUUAGUGGGAGAGCCUCUCCGAGGUCACACAAAUUCGGUCGAGGUCGUCGCAUUCUCGCCAGACGGUUCACGGAUAGUUUCUGGCUCGCAUGACAGCACUAUUCGAUUGUGGAAUACAAAUACUCGUCAACCUAUAGGGGAGCCAUUUCGAGGUCAUACACGCGCAGUCUACACUGUGGCAUUCUCUCCAGACGGCUCGCGAAUCGUAUCUGGCUCGUUCGAUACUACGAUUCGAAUUUGGGAUGCGGAAACUGGUCAGCCCUUGGGAGAGCCACUUCGAGGUCAUGAGCUCUCAAUCUAUUCCGUCGCUUUCUCGCCAGAUGGCUCAGGAAUUGUCUCUUGCUCGCAGGACAAGACGAUCCGACUGUGGGAUGCAGAAAAUGGUCAAUUGAUGAAAGCGCAGUCACUUCUGGGUCAUAAAAACUCGUCCAAGCCCAUCUUAUCCACAUCAGACGGCUCACGGAUCAUUCGUAAGUCAUAUGACGGGAUGAUUGAGCUGUCAAAUACGGACACUAUUAGGACACUGGGAGAGUCAUUUAGAGAUCACGAAAGCUUAGUCAAAGCUGUCGCAGUCUCACCGAACGGGUCGCAAAUCUGUUCCAGCUCGGAAGAUGGGACAGUUCGACUAUGGGAUACAUACACCGGUCAGUUAAUGGGAGAGCCACUUCGGGGCCACGAAGAACCAGUAUUGGCUGUUGCGUUCUCAGCAGACGGCUCACGAAUCGUCUCUGGCUCGGAGGAUAAGACGCUUCGGCUAUGGGAUGCAGUCACUAGUCAGCCUCUGGGAAGGCCAUUUCUUGGUCACAAAAAAUGGGUCAAAGCCGUCGCAUUCUCGUCCGAUGGCUCACGAAUUAUCUCUGGUUCAUAUGAUCAUACGAUUCGACUAUGGAAUGUAGAGACUGGUCUGCCUGUUGGAGAACCACUCCGAGGCCACCAAGCGUCGGUUAAUGCGGUCGCUCUCUCGCCAGACGGUUCACGAAUUGCCUCUUGCUCGAGGGACAAAACAAUUCGACUAUGGGAUAUAGGCACUGGUCAGUCAUUGGGGGAGCCACUUCGAGGCCACCAAGCAUCGGUCAGAGCCAUCGCAUUCUCACCAGACGGCUCAAAAAUUGUCUCUUGCUCGAGGGACAAGACAAUUCGACUUUGGGAUGCGAACACCGGUCAACCUCUGAGAGAGCCGUUUCGAGGUCACGAGAGCGUAGUUCACGCUGUCUCAUUCUCUCCAGAUGGUUCGAAAAUCGUCUCUUGCUCACAGGACAAGAAAAUUCGACUGUGGAAUGCAAGCACUGGUCAGCCUCUAGGAAGGCCGCUUCGAGGUCACAAACGCACGGUUCAUGCUGCGGUAUUCUCCCCAGAUGGUUCACUAAUCAUCUCUGGCUCAGAAGACAAGACGAUUCGGCUGUGGAAUGCCGAGACUAAUGUAAACGUGAAUAGCCUUAACCAGGAAGACAAUGUAUCUUCAGAUUCGGAGCUCACCGAAAUCCCGGGAACAAGCCUAAGAAUCCUCGUACCCGGAUUCACACAUUGCUCGCUUAUGCCGGAUGGCUGGGUGCAAUCUUCUGGCAAACGCCUCUUCUGGGUACCCACAAACAACCGGCACGGACUAGAGUCUCCGCUUCUUCUUCUGACUAUGCCCACGACGAGUCAGUUCCGCGCAACCAAAGUGGAUUUCACCAAGUUUUCAUGCGGACUCUCAUGGACAAACGUUUGUGGAGACGGGAACCAGUAA